AUGAGCAUUUUCAGCUGGAAUUGCCAGGGUUUGGGGCGUACUCAAGACCUGACAAUCCAGAGACUCCAGGAGAUUCGGCGUACGUAUCUUCCGGAGAUCAUGUUCUUGAUGGAGACUAAGAAGUGCAGGGAUAUUUUGGUGGAUUUACAGCAGUGGUUAGGUUAUGAUAGGGUGUUUACGGUGGAGCCUAGAGGCUUGAGUGGUGGCUUGGCAGUAUUUUGGAAAAACGAGAUCAAGUUGGACUUCAAAUUUGCGGAUAAGAAUCUCAUUGACAUGCAGGUUCAGUUUGGAGAACCUUCCACUUUCUCCACGCCUCCGUUCGGUUUUCAAGAAAUCGAAGAUCCCCCGAAGCUCUCUACCAAGCUCACCAGGGCUCUAUACCGCAAGUUGCAACAGAGUCCCUGUACCUGGGUGGCCUACACCACUUCUCGAAUAAGUGCAGCCAGAUUCCCAGAUACCUACAACGCCUCUUUCCAAGAUCCCAUUCCUGCUGAGAACCUUGAGAUUUCGGCAGGCGAUUCGGUUGUAUCGAUCUCAACUGGUGCUAGUGCUUCGGGAACUGAAAAGUCUCAGCCAGGUGACAUGACUCUGCGACCGUCAUUCCGUUCUAGGGGUAACCCCUCUAAAGCUGCCAGUGCUUCUCGUGGAAGCGACAGGAACCAAGGAGGAUCGUUCCUUAUCUCAAUGAAGGAAGUUUUGGACGACGGAGGAUCCAAACCUGUUGUCGAGACUACUCCAACUGAGGUUGUAGCUCAGGAUGCUGCUCCUCUCCCUGAGGUCCAGGUGCCGGAGGCUGACUACCAGGCUCCGAAGGGUACCUCUGAGAUCGAGCCGUCGAGACACAAGAGGCCCAGGAUCGAUCAGGGCGGAGCUUCCAUCCGUUCUUCUUCCUCGUCCUCUAGAGGAGGGACUGUUGGGUGGAGCUUUACCCAUUCGAAGCCUGGGUCGAUCCUGGAUGACUCUUGGGGCCUAGCUGCGAUAAUGAGGCACCUGAAGAGCGUGGGAUGUCCCCUUCCAGCGCUCAAGGACCUGACUAACCGAGAUGAGUAUCUCGAUAUUGCCCACUGUAUGGGUCAGUUGGCUGGGGCUGUUAACAGGGCCCAGCUCAGGUUUGAGAAUGCUCUGUGUGCUGCCCCCAAUGCUGGUGAACUUGCUGAGGUUACCGAGAUGGUUAAGGCAGCCAAAACCGAUCUUGACCAAGCCCGGGUUCGAAUUUCUGAACUCGAAGCCGAAGUGACGAGGCUAGGCUCGAAGGCCGAUGCUCAGCAAGGAGAGAUCGAGAGUCAAAAGCUCGAUAUCCAGGUGAAGAGCAGGAGGAUCAAUGAUUUAGAGGCUGCUCGAAAGAUAGCUGAGCAUCAAGUACGUGAGCUCAUUGCCUCAUCCCGGGAUAGCCAGAAGAACAAGGAAGCUGAAGUCAAGCUGGCUGUCAGGGAAGGGAAGAAAGAAGUCGCCGAAGCUUACGGCAAGAUCCUGGUCUGUGUUAAGGAGAAGUUUGCUAGGAAGAAAGAUGAGGUCGACGCUUUGGUGUACGCUCAGGAGCUCCAAGCUAAUGCCGACCUCUUGAAGGAUAUGCUGAACAACAAGAUCCAAAGCGUUGAAGAGGAGUACAACCAAUUGGUGGCCUUAUUACCAGAAGCGACAACUGCGUAUGAGAAGGCUCAAGUCUCUGACUUCUCGGUCAGCAAGCUUCCUCUUCCCCAGAUCUCGGAGAGUUCAGGUACUUUCGAGAUUAACAUGUUUAAUCCAUCCUUUUCUGGGGAGUAUGGCUCUAAUUUGGGUUUGAUGGCUCCUGACUUAGCUCCAGUCGAGGCAGCAAUAGGAGGUGACGGCAAUGUGGUCGAUGAGGGAGUUCCUGCCGGUGCUGGUGAUCCGAUUCAGGAAGAGAAGGAAGAUUGAGAGCUACGGCUCUUUUAACUUUAUGUUUUGUGUUUUUAAGACUUCGGCCUAAGGGCUUUGUUUCGUUAUGUUUUGUGACUUAGUGCCUGAGGAGGCCUUUAAACCUUAACGCUUGCUGGAUUUCAAUAGCCUGGGGAGGUUUUUAAACCCUUUCUUAUGUUUAAAUCGUGGCUAUUAUUUCUGUUUUAAGUUUUUGAACUUAACCUCGUUUCAUUUAAUCAUAGUGAUUGCGAAUCUCAGAUGAGUUGUGUGCCGUCAUCGUUGAGUCGGAUUAGGACCUUUAGUCUUUAUUUAUGAUAAGCAUUUAGCUUAAUGGAUAUUCGGUCGUGAUAACCUUAAAGAGAAGUUCUUGAUUUUAGCUCGGGGACCUGAGUCCGAUUCGAAAGGUUCUGGGACCUGGUUGUUCAGGUUCGUAGGAACCUGGAUUUAGAUUUAUAGGGACCUGAGUUAAUUCGAAGGACUUCGAGGCCUUUGAAGUUUAACGGAUGGAAUUGAGGAAUUUCGGGAUUUUCCUGAUUCUUUAGGAUUUUAAGACCUUUCGA
Molecule: messenger RNA, 2438 nt
Organism: Brassica napus (rape)
Lineage: Eukaryota; Viridiplantae; Streptophyta; Magnoliopsida; Brassicales; Brassicaceae
Exons: 5
Coding region: 1-1896 (631 amino acids)
Source: RefSeq, a predicted model, not a curated record